Molecule: messenger RNA, 4426 nt
Organism: Monopterus albus (swamp eel)
Lineage: Eukaryota; Metazoa; Chordata; Actinopteri; Synbranchiformes; Synbranchidae
Product: glutamate receptor 2-like
Exons: 19
Coding region: 184-2835 (883 amino acids)
Biological process (GO): monoatomic ion transport
Cellular component (GO): membrane
Molecular function (GO): signaling receptor activity; ligand-gated monoatomic ion channel activity
Source: RefSeq, a predicted model, not a curated record
GCUUCAGCAGCAGCGGCGGAAGCACGCGCAUCUCAAGAGCCCGGUAUCUGCAGAGCUCGAGACGCUUCUGAACGAAGCUGGAAUGGCGCCAUGAACUCGCAUCUUGUGUGAUGGAGGUGAUGUCUUGGUAGGAACCGCAACUGUAGGCUGCUGUGGCGUCGCGUGAGGAGCCAGAACACGACCAUGAGGCUGCUGUUUAUAGUGACACUCUUAUGGCACGAUGCGUUGUGCGGAUCCCCGGGCGUCCAGAUCGGUGGUUUAUUCCCCCGGGGUGCAGAUCAGGAGUACAGUGCAUUCAGAGUUGGCAUGUUUCAGUUUGGAAUGUCAGAUUUCAGACUGACUCCACACAUAGAUAACCUCGAGGUGGCCAACAGCUUUGCUGUCACCAACUGCUUUUGUUCCCAGUUCUCCCGAGGUGUCUACGCAAUUUUUGGCUUCUAUGACAAGAAGUCAGUAAACACCAUCACAUCCUUCUGCGAGACACUUCAUGUCUCUUUCAUCACACCUUCUUUUCCAGCAGAAGGAAUGAAUCAGUUUGUUCUACAGAUGAGGCCAGACAUCAAGGGGCCACUGGUUUCAUUAGUGGAGUACUACAAAUGGGAGCAGUUUGCCUAUCUCUAUGACAGUGAUAGAGGUCUUUCAACUCUUCAGGUAAUACUGGACACUGCAGCAGAGAAAAAAUGGGUUGUCACAGCAAUAAAUGUAGGAGACUUGAAAGAUGAGAGGAAGGAUGAAGCCUACCGCUCCCUGUUUCAGGACCUGGAGAUCCGUAAGGAGCGACGCAUCAUCCUGGACUGUGAACAAGAUAAAGUCAAAGACCUCAUGGAACAGGUGAUCACGAUAGGAAAGCAUGUAAAGGGAUACCACUAUAUCAUCGCCAACUUGGGUUUUCUAGAUGGAGACCUCUCUAAAAUCCAGUAUGGAGGCGCAAAUGUGUCUGGGUUUCAGAUAGUAGAUUUUGACGAUCCUGUGGUGGCCAAGUUUGACCAACGGUGGGAGGCUCUGGAAGAGAAGGAGUAUCCUGGUGCUGAUACACGGAUCAGAUAUACCUCAGCCCUCACUUAUGAUGCUGUCCACGUGAUGACUGAGGCAUUUCGCUUCCUUCACAAGCAGAGAAUAGACAUGAGUCGUCGUGGCAACAGCGGGGACUGUCUGGCCAAUCCAGCAGUGCCCUGGGCACUGGGGGUGGAGAUUGAACGUGCCCUCAAGCAGGUGCGUGUAGAUGGGUUAACAGGGAACAUUCAGUUUGACCAGUAUGGAAAGAGAAUCAACUAUUCUGUCACGAUCAUGGAGCUAAAGAACAAUGGACCUGUUAAGAUUGGCUAUUGGAAUGAACUGGAUAAAAUGGUUGUGACAAAAUCAGACCUUUAUCCUAAUGACACCUUUGGAAUGGAAAACAAGACGGUCAUCGUUACAACUAUACUGGAAGCCCCCUAUGUGAUGCUUAAGAAGAAUUCUGAGCUCUUUCAAGAUAAUGAACGUUAUGAAGGUUACUGCGUUGAUCUGGCUGCAGAGAUCGCAAAGCACUGUGGUAUACGCUACCAGCUAAAGAUUGUUGGAGAUGGCAAGUAUGGAGCCAGAGAUGCAGAAACCAAGAUCUGGAAUGGUAUGGUUGGAGAGCUAGUGUAUGGGAAAGCAGAUAUAGCAGUUGCUCCCCUGACGAUCACUCUUGUCCGUGAAGAGGUGAUAGAUUUCUCCAAACCCUUCAUGUCUUUGGGAAUCUCCAUAAUGAUCAAAAAGCCACAGAAAUCCAAACCAGGCGUCUUCUCCUUUCUGGACCCACUUGCCUAUGAAAUCUGGAUGUGCAUUGUCUUUGCCUAUAUUGGAGUUAGCGUUGUACUCUUUCUGGUGUCCAGAUUCAGUCCUUAUGAGUGGACACUAGAGGAGCCAGAGGAUGGAGCGUUGCCACUAACAACCGAAUCCACCAAUGAGUUCGGGAUCUUUAACUCCCUUUGGUUUUCUUUGGGUGCUUUCAUGCGCCAGGGCUGUGACAUCUCACCAAGGUCUCUGUCAGGUCGCAUAGUGGGGGGGGUGUGGUGGUUUUUCACUCUGAUCAUUAUCUCAUCAUACACUGCCAACCUGGCUGCCUUCCUGACGGUGGAGCGGAUGGUUUCUCCCAUCGAAAGUGCUGAAGACCUGGCUAAACAGACAGAGAUAGCAUAUGGAACCCUGGACUCUGGUUCCACUAAGGAGUUCUUCAGGCGGUCUAAAAUUGCCUUAUUUGACAAGAUGUGGCAGUACAUGAAAUCAGCAGAACCUUCCGUCUUUGUCAAGAAAACGUCAGAGGGUGUUCUUCGUGUCAGGAAAUCAAAAGGGAAGUAUGCCUACCUGCUGGAGUCCACCAUGAACGAGUACAUAGAGCAGAGGAAACCCUGUGACACCAUGAAAGUGGGAGGAAACCUGGACUCCAAAGGCUACGGCAUUGCCACACCAAAAGGAUCCCCAUUAAGAGUGCCAGUAAACCUUGCCGUAUUGAAACUGAAUGAGCAAGGGACCCUAGACAAGAUGAAAAACAAGUGGUGGUACGAUAAAGGAGAGUGUGGCUUCAAGGACUCCACCAAUAAGGAGAAGACCAGUGCUCUCUCUCUUAGUAACGUAGCAGGAGUCUUCUACAUCCUGGUUGGCGGUCUGGGUCUGGCCAUGAUGGUGGCACUGGUGGAGUUCUGCUAUAAGAGCCGUGCUGAGACCAAAAAAAUGAAGAUAAAAUUCACUGAGGCAAUGCGCUCCAAAGCCCGUCUGUCCAUCACAGGAUUGGCCGGUGAGAAUGGCCGCGUCCCAUUGGCUUACCUCCGUCCAGGACUACCCAUGAGCCUCAGCAUGACUGAUCUUUCCUGACCAGGCCCAAGCCAGUGCCUUAAGGCCAAUCGACACCCAUUGUUCCUUCCCCCCGAUGGUGAAUGGAAAUGCUUGUCAUCUCCUUUGGUGACAAAUUACCACUCACCGUGGGUGAUCUGCCCCAAUUUUCAAUCUGGAGUUUAGCCAACCAUGUCUCUCUAAGGAUUCUUGAUCUUGGUCUUUAAAAUCUAGCCUAAAAAGACUGGCCAGAUGUUGUCCUCCCACCCCUUGGCUGUCAGGCUUCAGCAAAGACCUGCCCACCUACGGAGUGAAUCACUUGACUAUCAGCGAGAAAAAUAGCUGGUCAUUUACAAAUUCACGAAAAACAAUCAAGCACAGUGGACCGUUUUCUAAACAAACACAGAUCAUUGUUUUGUAGUUUUUUUGCCAUGGAGGCACCUCUUGUAUAGAAAACAAGGACAACAGUGAUGCUGAUGUUAACGCAAUAACAACAUUAAUCAGGGAUGUGAUAAGGAAUUGUGAGUACAAAAGCAGAAUCUUGGAGCGCUAUGAACAAAUACCGAUGUCCUGAAAAAUCACAUCCAUUAGAUAAUAGUAAUUGUGAUCACAGAUAAUGAUGUUAUUAUUCCUAAUUGUUUUUCUUAUUUUUGCCUGAAAAUCCCUAAUUAGUAGAGACUUUUAACUUUUACCAGGCCCAAGAGAUGCAUGGACUCUCUCUCUCACACACAACAGUUUAAGUACACGUGCACUAUACACAGGGACGGGCAGAGUUUGUGUAUGUGUGUAUUGUGAACAUGUAUGCUGAUACAAAAUAAUCACUAGUUCUUUUAAAGUUCCUUUGUAGAGAACCUAAACAUUUCUGCCUUUGUCGACGCCUAGUGGUGGCAUCAAAAAACACCAAACAAAUGCAACCUGGAGACACUGAGAUUGACUGGGUUGAAACCAACACAUAGACUGCACUGGUUUUUACUGGGAUGAACUAAAUUUUCUACAAUCAAAAACAAAAGCCAUUGCAACAGUUCGAAAAACACCAAAUAUAUGUAGAAAUCAGCAAUUAGUGGCUUUCAUGACAUGUUCCACACCACUCAUAGAUGACAUGUUCAAAUACAAGCAUUAACAGCACCAACUAUUCAGACAUGAAUAUACUCAAUCAAUUUGCACUUGGUUCUUGGUGAAACAAUUGUGCUUACAAUUUAUACAGUAUCCUGUUAUUACCAUAAAGAUGUACAAACUUUAAGUAGAUAUUAACUGUGGUGACAUUGUCAGGUUAUGCCCAGCUUGUAGGGCAUCAAUCAAUUUGAUGUUGACUUCAACUGUCUUACUGAGACAAGACACGUCCCGCAUGUGUACCUGGUUUCAGGUCAGUUUCAGAGCAUUUUGUUGUGUAAAGCUUCAGUCUCAGGUCAGGUGCAGGUGUGGUUAUUUUCAAAUGUAAUUUACAAGAACUUUCUCUCUUUCUCUCUCUGACUGUGCUAGUAAUUUGCAUCUGUGUGUGUCAUGCUGUAAGUAGUUACAAAAUGCUCUGGGGUGGACGAGCAAAGAGACAGUGUAGCAUUAAGCUGGUGAUCGAACAGUUUGCAUUGGAUGAGAUAAAGCAAAAAUAUACAGACAGGUGACGAAUUAAAUGAAA